CUCGAGGGAGGCCGCCGGCCCCGACGACGGCGGGCCUCCUCCGGCGCCGGGAGUCCGCCGCCCCGGCGGCGCGCGCGCGCUGCGGGUGCCAUGGCCGACCGCCCCGCCUUCAGCUUCCCCGCCAGGCCGAAGAGCAGGAGCCUGUUCUACCCCUCGGGGCCCCUGACCGCGAAGCACAUCAAGAAGCGGGAGUUCCUCAUCAGCGCUGCGGCCGGCUGCCGGCCCCGAGGGGCCACGGGCGGAUGGCCCGAGGCGCUCGCGGUGGGGCGCCCGCGGCCUCGAGGGGCCCCUCGCCAGGUGUAUGACCGGUCCAAGUGA
Prorocentrum cordatum is the source of this 318-nucleotide messenger RNA. The record is from the annotation of a GenBank genome assembly. Lineage: Eukaryota; Dinophyceae; Prorocentrales; Prorocentraceae.